Colletotrichum graminicola M1.001 is the source of this 648-nucleotide messenger RNA. RefSeq lists its product as uncharacterized. The transcript has 2 exons. The record is from RefSeq and is a predicted model, not a curated record. Bases 1 to 648 code for a protein of 215 amino acids. Lineage: Eukaryota; Fungi; Ascomycota; Sordariomycetes; Glomerellales; Glomerellaceae.
AUGGCACUGCCGUUGACCCCAGAGCCCCUUGACUUUAGCAAGAAGGUCAACCGCAGGCUCUGCUGCCGGCAGGUCCGACGACGAUGCGACGAGCUCAUGCGCACCGACGACCCCGAGGGGUUAGCCAAACAUGUUGACUAUGUCAAACCUGUGCACAAGAUGCUUAAGUACUACGGAUGGAGGGAUAAGGGCAAGGCUGGCGAAGAAGCCUGGAUCCCCACAUGGAACAGCCGUGGCCAAUUUAAGGCUUGGAUAUCCACCAAUUCAAAGAAUCUGCUCAUCUCUAUCCACUUGGCCGAGCACUUCAGCGUCAUCCGCCUCUCGAUUCGCUUUCCAGGCCUCCGCCAGUCUCUUCUGUCUUCAUGUUGUCCUCUUCUGUCUUCUACCUCGUUCCCACUCUCGCCAGAAAACCAUGAUGGCGAUAACGAAGGCCAAAUCGAGUCCCGUGUCCAGAGUUUUGAGCUCUGCUUCCAUGCCGACUUUGCCGGCACGCCCGACCCCAUCUCCCUGCACUUGUACUCCUCCUCUUCCUCUCCCGUCUUAUCCACGUCCUCCAUCAUAUCCAACGCCAGCAGUGUUGUCUUAUAUCGAUAUAAGCCGGCACCCUUGUUGAAGACGCCGCCGCCGCCCUUCUACGAACUGCCAUAA